AUGUCUAUAGAUGAUGAUAUGAACGAUCUCUCGGCAUUUCAAGGCAACGCGACUGAAGAUGGGAACAUGAGGCUUGAUUUUGAAUUGGAUCCUACUGUGAAUGGCCUGGAUCCUUCUAUGACAAGUACAACUGAUGGUCAAGAUCCCACGCUCAUAUCUACCAACACCCGGAAACCAAGGGUAAAGCUUACUGCCGAGAAGUUAUUGUCCACUAAGGGUCUGCCGUAUGUCAUGGAACAUGCUCCGAAAAGUUGUAGAAUCAGCAAGCACAAGACAGCUUACGAUAACUUAACAAACUUCUUACAAUUCUAUCAGCUAUGGGCUCAUAAUUUGUAUCCGAAGGCAAAGUUCAAAGAUUUCACCUCAUUAUGUGAAUCAUUGGGGAAAACUGACAAAGAGCUAAGAGAGUAUAGAAUGAAUUUAGUUAGGAAAGACAUGGGUAUCCUCCUCGGAGAUGACAUUCCCAACGUACCUGAUAUGCAAAUGCACGACACAGGCGUACUACCUGCUCAUCAGGGACGAAAUAGCUUAUUUGUAACGGAUGAAUCUACCUCAGCGACUGACCGCGGAAAUGCACAGUAUGGUUAUGAAGCCACCAAAAUUAUCAGCCUAGACAAAGACAAAAAUCAGAAUAAUGACGGCAACUAUGACGAUGAUGAUGAUGAUGAUGAUGAUGAUGAUGUUCUAUAUUCUUCGCAUCACCAGCGGCACACGAAUGAAAUGUUGUCCACCACUGAUACAAACAUACGGCAACAUACACAAAAUGGCUACGCUCUGCCUAACGCUGAAGAGUUAGACGAAUUGAGUAAAAUUACGACCGUUGCCAGCACAACAAAUAACGGUAAUGAUAUCGCAUCAGAUGAGGAAAUGGCAAUGAUGAGAGACAUGGAUACCUUUUGA
This is a messenger RNA of Kluyveromyces lactis, 900 nucleotides long. It is a transcript of the gene CSM3, whose product is annotated as Csm3p. The record is from RefSeq and is a predicted model, not a curated record. Gene Ontology annotation, biological process: replication fork processing; DNA damage response; replication fork arrest. Gene Ontology annotation, molecular function: DNA binding. Gene Ontology annotation, cellular component: nucleus; replication fork protection complex. NCBI's taxonomy places the organism in Eukaryota, Fungi, Ascomycota, Saccharomycetes, Saccharomycetales, Saccharomycetaceae. The coding region runs from base 1 to 900 and encodes 299 amino acids. The transcript has a single exon.